GUGUUUUGGGUGUACCUUAGGGCGCUCUGUGCCGCAGGGCAGCGCCGUGUUUGACUUCUCGGGCACGGGCCCCGAGGUGCUGGGGAACUGGAACGCGCCGCGCGCCGUCACCCUGGCCGCCAUCAUCUACUGCCUGCGCUGCAUGGUGGGGCAGGAGCUGCCGCUCAACCAGGGGUGCCUGGCCCCCGUGCGCGUGCUCAUCCCCAAGGGCUCCAUCCUGGACCCCUCGCCCGAGGCCGCCGUGGUGGGGGGCAACGUCCUCACCUCCCAGCGCGUCGUGGACGUCAUCUUCAAGGCCUUCGGCGUGUGCGCAGCCUCCCAGGGCUGCAUGAACAACGUCACCUUCGGCACCGCCCGCUCCGGGUACUACGAGACGGUGGCGGGCGGCGCCGGCGCGGGCCCUGGCUGGCACGGCCGCAGCGGGGUGCACACGCACAUGACCAACACCCGCAUCACCGACCCCGAGAUCCUGGAGCAGCGGUACCCGGUGGUGCUGCAGCGCUUCGGGCUGCGGGCGGGCUCGGGAGGCGCCGGGCGCUGGCGCGGCGGGGACGGCCUGGUCCGGGAGCUGCUGUUCCGGGAGCCGCUGGAGCUGGCGGUGCUGAGCGAGAGGAGGGUGCUGAGGCCCUACGGGCUCCGCGGGGGCAGCCCCGGUGCCCCAGGCCUGAACCUGCUGCUGCGCCGCGACGGGAGAACCCUCAACCUGGGGGGCAAGAGCUCCGUGUCGGUGGAGCCGGGGGACGUUUUCCGCCUCCUGACCCCCGGUGGCGGCGGCUUCGGAGCCCCCGAGGACGGGCCCGGGGCCGGGGAUGGGGCUGGGGCUGAGGAUGGGGCCGGGGACAGAGCCCGGGGGGGGGGCCCGGUGCCACCGCCCCCCCCCAGCUUCACCGAGCGCGGGAGCGUCUUCGAGUACCGGCGGGCGCAGGAGAGCGUCUGAGGGGCUGCCCCACAACUGCGGCCAUGGGGCUGCCCCACGGCACACAGCGCACCCCAUGGGCUGCCCCACAACUGCGGCCAUGGGGCUGCCCCACGGCACACAGCGCACCCC
Molecule: messenger RNA, 1048 nt
Organism: Pezoporus occidentalis (night parrot)
Lineage: Eukaryota; Metazoa; Chordata; Aves; Psittaciformes; Psittacidae
Gene: OPLAH
Product: 5-oxoprolinase, ATP-hydrolysing
Exons: 6
Coding region: 143-937 (264 amino acids)
Biological process (GO): glutathione metabolic process
Cellular component (GO): cytosol
Molecular function (GO): 5-oxoprolinase (ATP-hydrolyzing) activity
Source: RefSeq, a predicted model, not a curated record